CUGAGGGCUGGGAGCAAGGUGUAGGGGGAAAUUUAGCUGUUACUGUGGCAUGGUCAUGAAGAAGAGGCGGCGGCGGGAGGCAGCAGGAGGCGGCGGGGGCGUGAAUCUGCUGUAGCUGCCAGUUGGGCUGGUUUGCGCCUUUGUGGGAAGGGCGUAGUUCUUAAACCCCUCUCCGGGCAGCGGCCGGGGCUCGGGGCUAAGAGCGGCCGUAGGGCCGCCUCCCCGGGCCCCGUGGCUCCGCCAUGUUCCGCAGGGCACGCCUUAGCGUGAAGCCGAAUGUCAGGCCUGGUGUGGGCGCCAGGUCCUCCACCACCCCCAAUCCCCAGCGUGGACAGGAGGCUCCCAGGCCGCCGGAACCUGCAGCGGCCUGUGACCCAAAGCCAGCGGUGCCCACAGAUGUGCCCCUGGUGGGUUUCGAGGGAGCGGAGGCCCAAAAAGAGGCUUCCAGGAGCAGUGAUGAAAAGACUGAUGGUAAGAGUGAUAUUGAAGAACCCAGUAAAUCUUCCUCUACUGUUUCACAGAGAAGAAAGCGAAUAUCAAGUACUCCUACACUGGUUAAGCCUGGUGUCCGUGUUCCGCCAGAGCCUCAUCCCUUAUCUACAGUCAAUCAAGAAGCUCCAAAGCCAAACUCAGUUCCAACAAAGGAGAAACAGCCAUGCUCAGACAGAUACCGAAUAUACAAAGCCCAGAAACUGAGAGAGAUGUUAAAAGAAGAAUUAAGAAAAGAAAAGAAACAAUGGAAAAACAAAUAUGCCGUAAAUGAAAGCCAGAGGCCACCGGAUCGUUCAAAAAUGACUAUGAGAGACUUCAUAUAUUACCUGCCAGAUAACAAUCCAAUGACGUAUUCACUGGAGCAAGAAAAGAAAACUGAAAAAUCAUUGACACCAGUCCAGACAAGAGAGCAAGAAGAUAAGAGUACUCCUCAUGAUGAAGAUAAUGAAGAACUAGAAGAAGAGAUGGAUGAUGGGCCACUGCUGGUUCCCCGAGUAAAAGUGGCGGAAGAUGGUUCUAUAAUUUUAGAUGAAGAAAGUUUGACUGUAGAAGUUUUAAGGACAAAAGGUCCCUGCGUUGUUGAGGAAAAUGACCCCAUAUUUGAGCGUGGUUCUACAACUACAUAUUCCAGCUUCAGGAAAAACUAUUACUCUAAACCAUGGUCAAAUAAAGAAACAGAUAUGUUCUUUUUAGCCAUCAGCAUGGUAGGAACUGACUUUUCUAUGAUUGGACAGCUUUUUCCUCACAGAGCAAGGAUAGAAAUUAAGAAUAAAUUUAAACGUGAAGAGAAAACAAAUGGAUGGAGAAUAGACAAAGCAUUCCAGGAAAAGCGUCCUUUUGACUUCAAUUUUUUUGCUCAUUUGCUUCAGAAAGUUCUUGCUGAGGAAGAGAAAAGAAAACAAAAAUCCAUUAAAAAUCAGAGUUUAAAGGAGAAGAAAUCCUCUAAACCACGGAAAAAUGUAAAAGUGAAAAAGGUUGCCAGUGAAGUAGUGAAUGAAAAUCCAGAUGAAUCUGUGAAUGCUAACAUUUCAGGCACAGAAGAGUCUCAAAAGGAUGCUCAGACAGUUCAAGAACAACAGCCUCUGAUUUCGUCAGGGCAGGAUUCAGAACAGAUUGCAUUAGAACCAGACCUAAAUCAAAAGAAAAGGAGAAGAAAAAAUCAAGAUGAAGUUGGUAACCAAGAAGUAAAAAGUCUUUCAGGAAAUGCCACUGUUCAGCCAGGCCCUUCUAAAGGAGAAAACCAGAAAAAUAAAUGUCAGUCUUUAAGACCUGAGAUAAAUGAAGAUGAAGUCAAUAAGGAACAGACACUUUCCUGUGUACAGAACACCAGUGAAGUUGCAGAUCUAUCCUCCAGGGACAAAGUUGUGAAAAAAACUGACCCUAUUCUUUUAUCAAGCAGCCAAGAAGAUGCCAUGUCAACAGCAACUGAGACUCCAGAUUCAGGCACUCCAGAUUUGCAUUCAGAAGUUGGAUUUAGAGCCUUGUGUGAAGUGAAUGAUGCUGAGAGUAGUUGUACAGAAGAAAGAAAUGUUGACCUAAAAAACACAUCACUGGAAGCUGGUCAAACAGAAAAUGUUAAACUAAUGGCAAGAGGACGACUUCAGAGACCUAAACCCAAUUUAUCAAGGGCUGUUGGGAAGAAAUCAGUUCUUUCACAAGGUAAAACAGAUGCAGAGAGCAAGAGUUUACAUUCAGAAACUUCAUUUGAAAAGACCCACGUGGAAAAGGAUAAAAUGAAUUUAUUUGACAUUUCUGGAAUGGAGAAUACAGAGAACUCAGAAGCUGAUACUGUACCUAAUUUGAGCAAAAAAGUGAGUCUGUGGGAAGAUGAUCAACCAAAGGCUUUCAGACCUGCACAACUAAUGAGGGGCCGAUUGCAAAGGCCAAAGCCAAAUGUAGGGAAAGCUUCUGAAAGAAAAGAAAUUCUUGCAUCACAGGAAGAAAUUGGGGCCAGUGUUGAAAAGAAUGAACGUGAAUCUUGUAUUGAUAGAGAUACUCCUGAACAGAUAGAUCAGUCACAUAAAAAUUUUGAGUGUGAAGACAUUACAUCACAAUCUGAAAAAAGAGAUACUUUUCAAAAUAUUCAGCCAGAUCAGCCCAAGUCUCUGAAUGAGUGUCUAAGUACUCAAGAGCAUAAUAAAGCAAAUACACUCAAACAAGUUCCAGUUUUAAAGAAUCGAUUUCAGAAACCAAAACCAAAUAUAGGAAGAAGAACUGGAAGAAGAGAGAAUUUCUCAAAGGAAGAGAUUGUUGCCUCUGGGGAAAAGACAGCAGCAAGGCUGGAAACCGCACCAAGGGAGGAGGUGCCGGUGGAAGCUAACACUGCUAAGGAAACAGAGUCAGAGUUACAAGAAACUGGAAGAAGAGACAUCUCUCCCAGGAAGAAGGUACCAGAAAUGAUUGAUGUCACUGUGGAAACGGAAACAGGUUUGAAAGAAACUGGGAGGGAGAUUUCUCCAAGGAGGAAGAUUCCAGAGGUGACUGGUGUCACUGAGGAAAUAGAGACAGAGCUGGAAGAAACUGGGAGACAAGACACAUCCCCACAGGAAAAUACCCUAGAAGACAACACUGUAGGAAAAGUGGAAGCAGGUUUGAAAGAAACCAGAGGGGAGAUUUCUCCAAGGGAGAAGGUGCCAGAGGUGAUUUACACCACUGAGGAAAUAGAGACAGAGCUGGAAGAAACCACAAAUGAAAUAGUCUUCCAGGAAAAUGCCCUAGAGGACAGCACUGUAGCAGAAGUGGAAGCAGGUUUGAAAGAAACCAGAGGGGAGAUUUCUCCAAGGGAGAAGGUGCCAGAGGUUUCUAAUGCCACUGAGGAGGGUGAAACACGUUUGGAAGAAACUGAAAGAAGAGAAAUAACUGCACAAGAAAAGUCCCCAGGGAUCAAAACUAUAGAUGAAGGGGAGACAGAUUUGAAAGAAAUUGAAAAAGAAAUUUCCUCAAGGGAAAAGGAGCUAGCAGGGAUCAGUGCCAUAGGGGAAGGGGAGAUUAAUGUGCAAGAAACUGGAAGAGACAUUUCCCUGAUGGAAAAUGUAUCAGGGAAGGUGGCUGCCAUUAAGGUAACAGAGGCAGAUUUUAGAGAAACUGGAAAAAUUUCCUUGACGGAAAAUGGAUCAGAAGAGAUCAAUGAUAAGGAGGAAAUGGUGGCAGAUUUGGGAAAAACUGGAAAAAUAGACACUUCUCUAGGGGAAAAUGAACCGGAGGAGACUGGGACAUUGCUACAAACUGAGACAGAUUUAAUGUCUAGCAGUAGUGCUGACUGCAGUGCUGUGCCUUCACUAAAUACCAAAAACAUAAGCAGUGAAGUAUUAUUUGUGGUACAUACAUCUGUAGAAGAAAAAAGAAAUUCUGAGAAGGAAUUACCACAUCAGUUGAGUCCUUUGAAGACUUCUUCAAUGAUUCCUAAACCUGAUAAAGCAGAAGACCAGGGGACACAAUCUGCUAAUGUUCCAGAACAGUGUUUAGACAGUAAUUUAAGCAAAUCUCUUCCUCAAGAACAAAAGCCAUUUGAAGUUAAGCCAGUACCUUUCAUGAGAAGUCGAUUCAAAAGACCAAAACCAAACUUAUCAAGAGCAGCUUUAAAAAGAGAGACUGUGGAAGCAGAAAAACACGUGCCUGGGAAGAAAUUGGAAACAGAUAAAAUGGAGACGGUUGUGAUACAACAGGAUGGUGAACAAAUGAACACUCUCCCUUCUCAGCAUGAAGUAUCUUCCUUAAUGACAUCAAGAGAAAAAGACAAAUCAGGCCACAGACAGGAGGAGGCUGUGAAAUUACCAUGUGCACAGACAGAAAAGAAUCUUCUGCCUUCAAGUUCUUGUGAAGCUAAAGGGGAGUCUCAAUCUGCACAAGCCCAGGAAAAGGAAUUACUUAUUUCCAUGGGAACUGAUAACAUAAAUACUUUUCAAGAAGGAAUGAAGGAAAGUGCUGUCCAAACUGCUCAGCUAGUAAGGGGGCAACUUCAGAGACCCAUACCAAACAUAAGAAAGGCAGAUCAGAGGCAAAUGGCAGAGGAAGAUGAAGCCAAAGGCAUAGUUAAGGAAGAAAGAACAAUAGUACCAAGAGAUGAAACUAAAAAGAAAUUCCUCACUCUGCCAAAUUUUCAAAUUGAAACUGAAAUUGAAAUUGUAUCCUCCAAAGUUUCUGAAGGAAGAAUGUGUGAAAAUCAGAGUCGUGUGGCUCUUGAAGAAAAGCAUGCUAACAGAAUUAAUACUUUAGAUAAAAAGAUCAGACAUGAACAUAAAACGUAUGUUUCUAGUCCAGCACAAUUGAUUAGAAGGCAGUUCCAAAAGCCUAAGCCAAAUUUGGGAAGAGCACAUGGUAAGAAAGAGGAAUCGGGUAUAGAAAAAGAGAGAGCAGAUCAGAGUGAGGCGAGGAAGCCAGAAGAUAAUUCAAUGCAGCAAGGAGAUUCUGACACUAAUUUCCUUCAAAAAGAAAAAGCUGAGCUUCUGACAUCUCUGGAGGUUUCAGCAGGAAAGGAUUGUGUGGGUUCCCAAGAGGCUGGUUUGGCCAAGAAAGAUGCUCUUUCGGAAGUUGGACCAUCAGGAAGUGUUGGACAGAAAACUGUAGGGGAUAAUGCUGUCUCUUCGAUUAUUAAAGAACAGUGUCUCAGUAAACUAGCAAGCCAUUCACAAAUGUUAAAAGAAUCAAAUUACUCUAAAAGUGUUCUAAGUCGAAGGACAACUCUCUCUUCUGCCUCUGGACGUGAGAUAGAUCAUAGUGUCAGGAGAACUCAUCGAAAGAUCAAACCAAAUGUCACCAAAGGGCGUGGAUCAAAACGAACUCGUAGUAAGACUUCGAAGAAGGAACCCAGAACUUCCAAGGCCAUGCUGGUGACUCUUCGGGCUUCACAGGAAGAGGACGAAGAUGAUGUUGAGGAUUUUGAAUCUGACUUUGAAGAAGAAAGCUAUCAUCUUGCUCCAGAAGAAAUAAACAAAGCUCCAGUGUUUGUACCUGUUGGCCUCAGAUCUCCUGAACCUGUUCCUGCUCAGAUUGAGGAAACGAUGGAAGAGCUUGAAAUAACUGUGAAUGUUCCAGAUAUAGGAUUCAUAACUGUUGAUGAACAUCAGCUCUCAAACGCAGAUGUGACCACUCAGGAAAUGGAACAAGAAGAAAAUUUGAAUGUAUUAUCAGUCGAAAUGACCACAGGUGAACAUACCCAAGAUGAAACAGAUACCAACAACGAUGGAAGCGCUGAAGCUGCCAUAACUUUACUUACAAUGGGCGACCUAGUGUUGCAGUCAGAGAUCAGUACAGAACAGAGUGAUGGAAUAUGUGUACUACCUGGUGUUCACUCAAAGGAUAAAAGCCAUAUUCCUUUUAGCCCCGAUCAUGUCAGUCAUGAAAUUGUUCAUGAAUCUCAGGAGCUUUCUUUACCUGUCAAUAGUGUACCUCCUUCACCGUUAGAAGGAAACCAGAUUGUAUUGGAGGAACAAAGUACUAAAGAAGAAACUGGUUUAAUGGAGACAGUAAAGGAAAACGCUGUAUCAACCAGGAAUACAACUUCUAAAGUGACCAAUGAUUUGAGAAUGAGAAGUAGAUUUGCCAAACCUAAGCCCAAUCUUAAAAAGAUUUUAGGGACCAACAGAUUCGGUGCUCAUCAGGAAGUUCCCAGUUUGUUUGUAACCAAAGGAGAAGUGGAAAUUCAAAGAGAAAUGGAGAAAAAUGUUUCCAAAGCAACAGGAUUAGAAGAUAAAAACCUUGAAUCAUUCUCAACAGAAGAGAGUAAGGAACAGAGCCCGUUGGCACAUGUACAUGGUAUUGAAGAGACCAGAAUUUUGCAGGAAGCAAGCAUAGCUGAAAGAAAGGAAGAUCAAGAACAGGGAUCUCAGGAAGUUCAGAUGUUGUCAUUUGCUCCGAUUGUUUCCUCUGAGACAAGCUCCCAGACACUUGAUUUGGGUAGUGGUCUUGGUGAGAGUUCUGUUGGAGAGCCCCUGAGAAAGGACUCAGAUGGAGACCAUGUGCUUACACUUUGUGUGCCAGAGUGCACACCAACUAGUAUUCCAGAAGUCCAACAAGAGAAUGCAGCCAAUCCUCAAGAUUUAACAGUGAAUCUAGUUGCUGACGUACAUCAUGAUGGUGAGGAUGAACAAGCAUUCAUUUUAACUCUAGUGGAAAUUCCAACCAAUACAAUAGAAGAAUUUACUGACACUGCAACACAGUUAAUGCCAAACCCUUUACUGCCAGCGCCCAUAUUGGUCAAAUCAGUGACUGCAGAAGAAAAGGGUGACAUGAGUAUGAGUUUUCCAGUAACUUCAGUUGGUCAGGAUGCCGUGUGUUUAUCUAAUUCUGGAAGUGAUGAUUCUGAAAAGCCUCCUGCUAAUUUGGAUUUUAUAUCUAGGAAGAGAUUUCAUUGUAGACUUGAUGAAAGUGAUCAUGUUCCUCCUGCCAAAAAAUGUUCACUCACUUCAAGAGAAAAUUGUCAAAAAUAUAUCUCUGAGGUAUAUUCAAAGGAAUUAAUAAAUGUUUUUGAGGAAACAGGGAAGUCUUACAAGGGACAAGAUAUCUUUCCUACUUCAGAAAGCACACACAUAACUCCAGAACCUCAGAAAGAGAAACUUGAACCAGCUUUUCAGAGUAUAGGAUCUAGACCUCUUGAUAAAAUAAUGGAUACACAUAUAGAAAAGAAUACACCUCAGUUACCUCAGGAUAAGAUGAUUGUGUCUGAUAAGGAAGAAAGAAUUUGUACAGCCUCUAAGUCUGAACAAGUGGAUGGCAUCACACCAUCUUCAAAAACCCCAUUAUCCAGACCUGGUAGAAGACCCCUGGGAUUUUUAUCUUUAAUAUGUUCAAAGAAUAGUUUGGAGUCUGAUGCACCUACUCAGGUUCAUAGUAAGAAACGCCUAAAACCUCUUAUACCUGUAUCAAGAAAGAAUUUGAAAAGAUCCAAACCACUCAGUGAAAGCCAGAAAAAAAUUCAAGAAUCCUCUGAUUUGCUUUCAUCUCCAAGUGUUGAUAAUACUCAGCCUGAGAAUAUUGGCAGUUCAGCAGUUCAGGUUUCUGGUGAUGGUUCCUUACCAAAAGAAGAAUGUAAAAGUGUCCAAAACCAGGCACUUGGAGAAGAGCCAUCCACAGUCUCUGAGUAUUUCUUUAAUGAUAUCUUUAUUGAAGUGGAUGAAAUAGAAUGAAAGUUUUGUUGUUGUUUUUCUUUGAGUCUAGAAUUUCCAGAGUCAAUUAUAUCAACAGAACUGUAUUUAGAAAAAAACAUCAUGUCUGUUUUUCUUUAUAUUGAUUUUGACUAUUUAAUGAGCUUGAUUUGAAGUUUUUUAUAUGAUCAGUGGAACACAUUGCUGAGGUUCCUUUCAUUCUGAUUAAUUCAGCAUUUUGGAAAUACCAAGUAUUUAAGAUUGCUUUCUCAGAAAUAGCAACUCUUGUUUACAUUUUGACUCUUCCUGUACUGAAAACACAUGGACAUUCUGGAAUGUUGUGAGUUGAUAAAUGUCUCUGUAUAAAUCACAGUGCUUACAUAUUUGGAGGUGGAUUGUAUUUAACAUUUAGCAGACUACCUUUGUGAAGGCUUUUCUUUUCUUUUGUUUGUUUGGAUUUUUCUUUGGGUGAUUAAGGUGUUUCACUUGCCUCUAAGCAUAUGAAAGUAAAUUGUUUAAAAACUUUUCUAUUAUCAGCUAUUUGAGAAAUAUGUAUUUUUCUAAUUCAUGUUAACAUUAGUCCUAAUUGAAGAACUAGUAUUUAAAUUUAUUUAUAAAGAUGAAACAUCAAAAAGCUUAUUUAUUUUUAAAUUUUUUAUUUAAAAGAAUAUUCAGUUUUAAUUAUUUUCACCCCUCAGAAUAUGGGUAAAGAAGGCAAUGACACUUUUGUUUGUCUCCUUUCCCUCUUUAAUUUUAAGCUGUUGAAAGUGAUAUAACAAAGUAUUUGGAUAGUGUAUAUGUCUUGAAUACAUUUUUCUCAUAGAUUUAGUAUAUUGACUUUGUACUGUGAAUAUUUUGUUUUUUUCUUAUUUCUUGGAUAAUCUCAGGAUUUGUAUGGGGAAAAAAACCCUUACCUUCAUUGAUGAGGCAACUUUUCAUACAAAACCAGUCUCCAUUACACACACACACACACACACACACACUCCUUCUUUUAAAAAUCAGUUUCUUGAUAGUUUCCUCCCCCCAUCAAAUUCUGCUUAAGGAACAUUUAGGCUUUUAAGUACAGAACAUAAUUAUGAUAUUAAAAAGAGAAAAUAAAGUAACAAUAAGACUAUUAAUUCAGUGAUUAUGAAUUUUAGAUGUUUUUGCUUUUGUAAUUUACAUAUGUAAUGUGUUACUCACCCAAGCAAAUCUUUGGUGUGGUUCAAAUUAAACUUCUCAAAGAGCAGAUUUAUCCUCAGUUGAUAAUAUUACUACAUUAAGUUGGGAGUUAGAAACACUUUUUGCAAAAUAUUUUUCAGUUUAUGGGCCAGAUGACCUCUGUGGCAACUACUCAGUUCUGCCAUUUCAGUUGAUAACAGCCACAGACAAUACUUAAAUGAUGGAUGUGGCUGGCUUGUGCUUUUAGUUCGACCCUCUACGUGAGACAGUAAAUUUCUUACCUUAAGGUGCUGAUGUCUUUAUCUAUGAGAUAUUUGUCAUUGAAAUUGUAGUUGUGCCUAACAAAACUAUUGAUUGCAUUAUGGAAUGAUCAGUAUUUCAAAGGGAAGAUAUUUUUAAUGUCUAGAUCAUUGUGUUUGUAUAUUGAAAAAAAUAGUGGACAAUUUUCAGGUUCAUUAGUAAAAGAGGAUAUGGCUCAGGAGGAAGUACAACAGUAAUUCUAAUUUAUUAAAAGAAUUGAUAUUGGAGCAUUUGUUCUUCAUUUUCUUUUAGUGAAAUUUAACUUUUUUUUUUGCCAUAAAGGAGGAUCUAUAAAUCUGAGUGGAAAUUCUCUAUAGGCAUGCAUUUAUUUAUUUCAUGUGCUCACAAGAAUCAUGCUAGUAAAUCACAUUGCUAUUUUAAUGCCCUGUUUUUAUAAAUUUUUAAACAACUCAUUCUGAAAAGGUUUCUUUCAUUUGAUUAAUGUUGAUUUGGGUGUUAGGUUGCCACAAUUAAACUAUUAUUUUAUCUCUUGUAUAAUAUUUAUGUUUUAACUUUGUUAAUGUUGGUCUCUUGUGCACCUACAGUGAAUUAAUUUUAUGAGAGUUGUAACUUUUUACUGUAUAAAUAAUUUUAUUUUUGGGGCAUUUAUUUUAUUAGAGAAGUCACCCAGCCAAAUUAUCCUACUAUUAUAUCUUUAAAACUAAUCUUGGAGAAAGAGAAACUUAAUCAGUGUAUUUAUUUACCUUUUUAGGUGGAAGGACUUGUUCACACCUGUAUUUAAUCUAUUCAUGUAAAGAUGAUGUUGGGAAAAAUUUGUAUUUUAUGAAUCUUAAAGGAGAUAUAAUUAAAAGCCUUUAUUUUUUUCUUGACUUUCCUCCUGAACACUUACAUCUUAGCAAAUGGUUAACAUUACAGUUUAAGAGCCUAAUUUGUUGGUAAAUGUUUGAGGCACAGAUAAAAAUACGAAUAUCCACUGUUUACCACUAUAUUAUUUGAAAUAGAAGUGACAAUGUAUACAUACUAUCUUGCUUGAAGAAGUCUUUGAGAAAAAAGCAAUAUGUCACUUGUAAAUUUUCUUGUUUUAAAGAAAGCAGUUAUGUUCUACAGAUAUAAAUUAUGUAAAUAAAUGUUAUUUUAUACUA
Phyllostomus hastatus (greater spear-nosed bat) is the source of this 10138-nucleotide messenger RNA. It is a transcript of the gene BDP1, whose product is annotated as B double prime 1, subunit of RNA polymerase III transcription initiation factor IIIB. The transcript has 39 exons. NCBI's taxonomy places the organism in Eukaryota, Metazoa, Chordata, Mammalia, Chiroptera, Phyllostomidae. Gene Ontology annotation, molecular function: TFIIIC-class transcription factor complex binding. Gene Ontology annotation, biological process: RNA polymerase III preinitiation complex assembly. Gene Ontology annotation, cellular component: transcription factor TFIIIB complex. The record is from RefSeq and is a predicted model, not a curated record. Bases 243 to 7616 code for a protein of 2457 amino acids.